AUGGGUCCACCAACUUCAUCCUCUUGCGCCAGAACCUCAUCACGCAGGGGGUGCCAAGUGUACAACCGGGCCAGCCUCGUACUCGACUUUGUAGCAAAUGGAUCCGAGGUAGCAGAUGUCCUCGCACCUCUCAAGGGAGCAUGUCGAGUAACGAAAUUAAUUCUGGAUCUCCUCCAAGCCGUGGAUGACAACCAAGAAGAUUGGAUAGAACUAGGGUUACGUUUGGAGGCGCACAUGUUGUCUAUUGAGAAUCAGAUCGGCUUGUUUGAAACAUACCCACCCAAACAAAGGGCCGUCGACGAUGCCUUCAGCCGACCACUCAUUCAUUAUGUGGAAUCCCUCGAGGAUCUCUAUCAGACAGUGGGCCAUUAUCAACGACGAAGUUUCACUACUGCGGCACAAAACACCAAAUUUGAUGCAGGGAUGAUCCGUAAAUUCGCUCGCGAUAUCGAGGACCUCCACAGGCGAUUCAUGGAUGCAUUGGCUCUUUUUACCGGAUACCGUGCUCAAGUCAUUGAACAAAAUACUGAGGUUAUCAUGGCUAACUUGGAGGCUACCAAAUCCAUUGCGGAGAAUACCAGGGCAAAUAUGCAGGCUACCAGGAUGAGUGCGGAGGCUACCAAAUCCAUCGUAAAAACAACUCUGAUAGAUGCCGACUGUUCUGCUAUACUCCAGUUACCAAUGGUAACAUUUGUUGCGGAGUCGGUCCACAAUACUUGUCUGCAAGGAACACGAGAGGCUGUCCUUCAGACAAUCCGGCACUGGGUAGAGGAUGAUAUCUCGCGGAAGCCGAUAUUUUGGCUCUGUGACAUAGCGGGUUCCGGCAAAUCCACAGUUGCAAUGUCUAUAGUGGAACAGUGGAGGAAGGAGGGGAUCCUGGGGGGUCAGUUCUUCUUCUCCCUGGAUAGCAACGAAGCCUCUACGACGGACAAGUUUUGCUCGACCUUAGCCAAGGAACUGGCACAGCACAUGCGCGAACUCACCCCGUACAUUGCGCAAGCCUUGAAGCAAAACCCUGCCAUCAUGCGAAAUUCGUUGCAUGACCAGCUCCGAAACCUACUCACCGGCCCGCUACGCCAUCGACAAGCGAAAGUGGUUUUUGUCAUCGACGCCGUCGACGAAUGUAAAUCAGAAGUGCAACGUAGCAACCUUCUCGACGCUCUUGCUCAGGCUGCGCGAGAAACAAAGAACCUCAAAAUAUUCAUAACUAGUCGACCGGACUUGGCCAUAGAUGCAGUUUUAGGGCCCCUUUCAAUCAAAGCAGAGUUGAAGGAUCGCCUCCACGACGUCAAUCAUCAAGAUAACAUUGACGACAUUGCGAAAUACAUAACCCAUUCGCUACAUACGGUACUAUCCUCAGACAAGAUAGACCGAUUGGUUAAAAAGGCCAGCGGAUUAUUCAUCUGGGCAAGCACUGCAUGUCGAAUGUUCAAAACCAGUUCGAGGUCUCCUGAGAGUAUAUACAACCGUUUGGUCUCGAUGCAAGGCGGGGUGAUCGACGAUCUGUACACUUUCAUCCUCGAACACACAAACCCCGAUGACCGCGCGGUCAAUUGUAUGAUGCUUGCUCUGUUGCUUGCCGCAUAUGAACCGCUCACCACGAAUGAUCUGGACAACCUCGCCAUGCACGCUAAAGUCGAUGGAAGUGCUAAAGCGCUUGUACGGAACCUUGGCACUGUACUUACCGAGAAUCAGACAACCAAACUGAUUCAAUUUCGCCAUCCAACCUUUGUAGAGUACCUUCGACGCUGCUCUGACGCUCCAUCUGUCGAGGGCAGUCACAAAAUACAUAUCGACAUCACCAGCGCACAUGGUCAUGCUGCAUCCUGGUGCCUGAAGAACUUGAAGUCGCGGACUGAAGGUCUCAAGUUCAACAUUUGUCGGAUCGAGUCAUCCUUCUACCUAAAUAGACAGGUUCCGGACCUCGACGCCAAAGUCUCAAAGUUCAUCCCAAGAAGGCUCCAAUAUGCUAGUUCGCACUGGUUUUCACAUGCUGCAGACACUGACGAAGACUGGAGACGCACACUCAAGAACGAUCUUCAAUAUAUUCUUCGAAUUCCAUACCCAUUAUACUGGAUGGAGAUCCUGAGCUUCACCGGAAGAGUUUCACGGGCAAUAGCCGGUCUUCGAGCUCUUAUGGCCCAAACAGGGUUGGAAGAGGCAACUAGAAAGUCUAUCAUGGAGAUGCUGCGAUUUAUGAUGGCGUUUUUAGUGCCGAUCCAGGACAGCGCUCCACACAUCUACAUUUCUGCGCUUCCCUUCACUCCUACAAAGUCAAAAUUAUAUCAAGAGGGUUUACAGAGGUAUAUAAAUACCUUCAAAGUGGUUCGAGGGCUCGAAGAGAUAUACCCCAAUCUGCCGAGAACCCUUCGAGGUCACGGAAAGGCCGUCAACGUUGUCGCAUUCUCACCUGAUGGCUUACAAAUUGCCUCUGGCUCAGAUGAUAAGAAAGUUCGCCUAUGGGAUGUAGGCACUGGUCAAUCGUUGGGAGAGCCGAUUCGAGGUCACGACGACUCCGUCCAGGCCGUCGCAUUCUCACCAGACGGCUCACGCAUUAUCUCAGGCUCACAUGACCAGACUGUUCGACUAUGGAACGCAGAUACUGGUCGAUCAAUGGGAACAUCCCUUUGUGGUCAUGCAUCCUCGGUCAUCGCCGUCGGAUUCUCACCAGACGGCUCACGAAUUGUCUCUUUUUCAAAAGAUUUGACGAUUCGAUUCUGGGAUGCAACCACUGGUCGUCCGUUAGGGAAGUCAUUUCUAACUCGGGAAGAGUCGGUCAAUGCCAUUGCAUUCUCACUGGAUGGCUCACGAAUUGCAUUUGGCUCAAAAGACAAUACAAUUCGCCUGUUGGAUACAAACACCGGCGCACCGUUCGGGGAGCCACUUCUAGGGCACAAAGCCCGAAUCUGUGCCAUCGCAUUCUCUCCAGAUGGCUCACAGAUUGUGUCUGGCUCGGACGACAGAACGAUUCGAUUAUGGGAUACAAGUACAUGCGAGCCGUUGGGAGACCCACUGAAAGGACACAAAGAUUCAAUUUGUACCCUUGCAUUCUCACCAGAUGGCGAGCGAAUAGUCUCUGGUUCAAGGGACGCGACCAUUCGAUUAUGGAACGCAGGCACCAAUGAACCUUUGGGAGAGCCACUUCUAGGCCACGAAGACGCGGUCUUGGCCGUCCUGUUUUCUCCAGAUGGCUCUCGGAUCGCUUCUGGCUCAAAAGACGAGAUAAUUCGACUAUGGGAUGCAGGUACUGGUGAGCCGUUGGGUGAGCCACCUCGAGGCCACGAAGGGUGGGUCUGGGUCGUCGCCUUUUCACCAGACGGCUUGCGAAUUGUCUCUGGUUCAGACGAUAAGACGAUUCGACUUUGGAACGCAGGCACCGGUGAGCCGUGGGGAGAGCCACUUCGAGGCCAUGAAAAGUCGGUCUCGACCGUCGCAUUCUCGCCAGAUGGCUCACGAAUUGCCUCUGGCUCACAGGACAUGACAAUUCGACUAUGGAACGCCGACACUGGUGAAUCCUUAGGAGAGCCACUUCGAGGUCACCAUGGCGCCGUCGGAGCUGUUUCAUUCUCGCCAGAAGGCACCCGCAUCGUCUCCAGCUCGUAUGACGGGACGAUUCGACUAUGGAACGCAGAGACCGGGCAACCCUUGGGAGAGCCACUUCAAGGCCAUGAAAAUUCCAUUGAGGCAGUCGCAUUCUCGCCAGACGGUUCGAGAAUUGUCUCUGGCUCAGAAGACGGUACAAUUCGACUAUGGGACGUGGAAACUGGUCACCCGUUGGGAGAGCCACUUCAGGGUCACGAAGGCCCUAUCUUGGCGGUGGGGAUCUCACCAGAUGGUUCACGAAUCGUAUCUGGCUCACAGAACACGACAAUUCGAUUAUGGGAUGUGGAAAUUGGUCUCCCAUUAGGAGAGCCACUUCGAGGUCAUGAAUCUUCGGUCUUGGCCGUCUCAUUCUCACCAGAUAGCUCCCGAAUCGUCUCCGGUUCCUUAGAUGGAACGAUUCGACUAUGGGACGCAAAAACCGGACAACCGUUGGGAGGGCCACUUCGAGGUCACGAAGGUUCAGUCUUGACUGUCGGAUUCUCGCCAGACGGUUCGCGAAUUGUGUCUGGUUCAAAGGAUAAGACAAUUAGAUUGUGGACUCCGGAGGCUGAAGCAAAUCAAUUCCCAUUGGAUUAUGCAGAGCCUUCUGGUCUCAUGGACGGUUUAACAAAUACUUCCGUGAGAAUAUCUGCACCUGGUUUCGAUCAGUGCUUACUUUCGCACGAUGGCUGGGUGCAAUCGUCCGGCAAGCUACUCUUCUGGGUACCACCGAACAAUCGACACGGACUACUUCGUCCUCGGCUUCUUCUUACUAUGCCAACGACGAGUCCCUCACGUGCAACCAAACUCGAUUUCACCCAUUUUCGAUGUGGCCUAUCUUGGACCGAGGUUCGAACCAACGCCAAUCAGUAA
Messenger RNA from Serendipita indica DSM 11827, 4455 nucleotides. Lineage: Eukaryota; Fungi; Basidiomycota; Agaricomycetes; Sebacinales; Serendipitaceae. The record is from the annotation of a GenBank genome assembly.